This is a messenger RNA of Vicia faba (fava bean), 426 nucleotides long. NCBI's taxonomy places the organism in Eukaryota, Viridiplantae, Streptophyta, Magnoliopsida, Fabales, Fabaceae. The record is from the annotation of a GenBank genome assembly.
AUGCACAUGAAGAGUACCAUUCAACAACUUCUUCACCCUCAUCACAAUCUCAAGCUCGCACCUUUUCGCAACAUCUUCCAACAAUAUCAACUCCUUCAUCUUCCUCGUGAUUCUGCAACACAUGUUCCUCCCAAAAGGGUGAAGAAAGAGAGGAAAAAGGGUGAGAAUGAAGUUGUGGUUGGUUGGAAGAUUUUGUAUCUGGAGGUUGAUAAUGGAUUCACUUCAUUGUUGGGUCGGAGGAGAUUAAGGCGGCGGUGCACGACCAAUAAUGAAGCAUCGAUAAUGGUGUUGGGAGGUGUAUUGGUGGAGGUUAGAGGCGAAUUGGAAGGGGAAUUUAGAAGUUAUGAACAUGGGAGUAUUGUCAGAUUGAAAAGGAAGAUUGAACGAAAUUCGAAUUUGGCGUGGAGUUGCGAGCUAGGGCUUUGA